Mercurialis annua (annual mercury) is the source of this 3186-nucleotide messenger RNA. RefSeq lists its product as uncharacterized. Lineage: Eukaryota; Viridiplantae; Streptophyta; Magnoliopsida; Malpighiales; Euphorbiaceae. The record is from RefSeq and is a predicted model, not a curated record. The transcript is spliced from 3 exons. The coding region runs from base 1 to 3186 and encodes 1061 amino acids.
AUGGUUAGUAUAGAUCCUAUUAAUACUGCUGGGGGUCUGUUUUUGAUGUGGUCAGAUGCGAUAGACGUCUCUGUUCAGUUAACAUCAGCUUUUUGGGUAGUAUGUUCAGUGACUGUUGCAAAUGGGGUAUCCUUUGAUAUUAUCUUUUGUCAUUUGAAUAGUCAUGUAUCAGUUAGACGUAAUCAGUUCGCUAGUUUGUUAUCACUCAAAGCUAAACUGCAGAAUAAGGUUGUAAUUAUGGGUGAUUUCAAUGAUAUAACCCAUCCAUCUGAAAAAGAGGGGGGUCUUUUGUAUGUUCCUGCUGCUCAUGUUGAUUUCAUUAAUUUUAUUUAUAAUAUGCAACUAAUUGAUAUGGGUUUUGUGGGUCCGGCUUUUACAUGGUCUAACCAUCAAUCUUCACCAAAUCUUAUUCAAGAAAGGCUAGACAGAAGUUUGGCAACUAAUGAGUGGACAACUAGUUUUCCACAUUUUUCAGUUCACCAUUUAAAGUCUGUAGCAUCAGAUUAUUGUCCUUUACUUUUGCAUCUCUCUAACCUAAAGAGAUAUACUCGUGCAAGGUUUCAUUAUGAUUAUAGAUGGAAUAAAUAUCAGAUGCUUCUACCAAAUAUUGCCUCUAUCUGGGCCUCUCCUAUUAAUGGUUCUUCAAUGUUUCAAAUUCACCGCAAGCUACAAAUGACUAGACAAUUUUUGCUUUCAUGGAAGAAACAACAUUUUCAGAAUCCUAAGCAACAAAUAUUAGAUAUACAUAGCAAAUUGACUCUUUUACAUCAGCAGCCUGCUAAUAGAAUAAAUUGGGAUCAAAUUCAUGCUUUGGAAAGAGAGUUGUUGGUAGCAUAUCAGAGUGAAGAACAUUAUUGGUUUCAGAAAUCAAAGCAAAACUGGUUGAGAUGGGGAGAUUCUAAUACAAAAUUUUUUCAUGCUAAAACGAGGCAACGACAGCAGAAAAAUCAGAUUCAGGGCUUACGAGACGCAAAUGGAAUUUGGGUUGAUACUAUGGAGGAUAUAGUUCCAUUGGUUUUGCAGUAUUUUCAACAUUUAUAUACUAAUACUAAUCCAACAACAAUUCAUACUCUGUUUCAUGAUUUCCCAGCUGUGGUUACUAAUCAGAUGAAUGUCUCGUUGAUGCAGCCUUUUACAGAUGAUGAAAUUAAAGAGGCAACUUUCUCUAUCCAUUACUCCAAGUCACCUGGAAUUGAUGGAUUUACUUCUGCUUUUUAUCAACAUUACUGGAGUACGAUUGGUCCAUCUAUAAUAUCUACUAUUAAGCAGUUUUUCAAUGGUGGACACAUGUUACGCAGUAUGAACCACACUAUUAUAUGUCUCAUUCCAAAGGUUCGUCAUCCUCAAUCAGUUUCUGAUUUGCGACUUAUAAGUUUAUGUACAGUAUUUUAUAAAAUCAUCUCUAAGGUGCUUACUAAUAGGUUACAAAAGGUAUUGCCUGAUCUAAUACCUCAGGUCCAGAAUGCUUUCAUUAAGGGGCGUUCUAUUUCUGAUAACAUUCUCCUAGUACAUGAGGUAUUACACUAUUUUCAGCAUCAUAAAUCUCAAAAGAACAGAUUUCUUGGUUUGAAGCUGGACAUCAGCAAGGCGUAUGACAGGAUUGAAUGGCAAUUUUUAGAGUUUAUUCUGGCAAAAUGGGGCUUUGGCCAUCAAUUCAUCAGAUGGAUAAUGCAGUGUGUUUCUACUGUGACUUUUUCCAUUCAGAUUAAUGGUGGUUGUCAUGGUUAUUUUACACCCUCUAGAGGUCUCAGGCAGGGAGAUCCCUUAUCCCCCUUGUUGUUUGUUCUCUGUUCACAGGGAUUAUCUUUUCUUAUUAAGCAGGCAUCUGAGCAACAUCUGUUCUCUGGAGUUAAAUUAAAUAGACACUGUCCUCCAAUUUCUCAUUUACUGUUUGCGGAUGACUCAAUUAUAUUUUCAUCAGCGGCUCCUCACUGUUUGCAGAGUAUUAAAUCCAUGUUACAACAAUACGGUGAUGCUACAGGUCAGUUGAUUAAUUAUUCUAAAUCUGGGGUGUUUUUUAGUGCUAAUGUGGAUAGUAGUUAUCGAAAUUAUGUUUCAACUUUCCUCACUAUCCCUAGUUUACCUGCGCGUCAGCAUUAUUUAGGCUUACCUGCUAUUUUGGGUCAAAAUAAAUCUCAUACUUUUGGAUAUUUGCUGCAUAAGAUUCAGACUCAUUUGACUCGUUGGCAAGGGAAGUUUUUGUCUCACAGUGGUAAAGAGGUUCUUUUAAAGGCUAUUAUUACAGCAAUCCCAGUAUAUACGAUGAUGUGUUUUCGCCUUCCAAAAUCAUUUUGUAAACGUAUUAAUCAGUUAAUGAUGCAGUUUUGGUGGGGGGGAACUUCUGAAUUCAAGCAUAUGGUUUGGGUUUCUUGGCGUACUAUGUGCCGAAGUAAGAAACAAGGUGGACUAGGCUUCAAGCACCUAUUUUAUUUCAAUCAAGCCUUACUAGCCAAACAAAUAUGGAGGAUCUCCCAGGAUCCAAAUUCCAUCCUAUAUCAGGGAUGCUUCUGGCAAAUUAAUUCUGGUCUUCAUGUCCGACCUCUUAUGGAUCCAUGGCUUUUAAAUGAUUGUCACUUUUUGCCUCGUUUACAAUCAGGUGUUUCUCCUAGUCAGGUACCCGAGUUUGUAGGAGGGUUGUUUCGUCCAUAUAGCUUACAAUGGGAUGAAGUUUUGAUCAGACAAUUAUUUAUCCCAGCAGAUGUUAGUCUUAUCUUAUCUAUUCCUUUGCCUUAUAUUGCUGUACCAGAUCGCUUACUGUGGAAACAUACUCGACAUGGACAAUAUACAGUUAAAUCUGGUUAUUAUGUGGCUGCCUCAUCCUACUUGGAUCCUACUCCAGCUGGGUAUAACUCGCUUCGUUCUGUUAAUUGGCAACAACUAUGGAACAUUUCUAUUCCACCUAAGGUACGUCUGUUUCUCUGGCGAUCCCUUCAUAAUGGUCUAGCAACCGGUACAAAUCUAUCUUCUCGUGUUAGUCUAUCUAGUGCUUGCUGCUAUUGUGGGAUGGAAGAAACUUUGUUACACUUAUUAUUUGAUUGUCCUUUUGUCCAACGUGUCUGGUAUCUCUCUGGCUUUGGUUUGCUUUCUAUUCUGGUUCAUUUGGAAGGCGCGCAAUGGUUGUUUAUUUCAGAAUCUGCAUCAAUCGGAAGAAGAAAUUGUUGCACUGGCGAGGCAAGCCCAAUUUGA